AUGGCGGGUCUCGGCCACCACAGUGAUGUGAUUCGUGGUUUAACUGAAGAGAGAGACCUGCUGAAUGCCAAACUCACUGAAACUACUAAGGAGCUACACCGACUGCAGUGUUUGUCCACACAGAAGAAAACUUGUCCUGCAGGAUGGAAGUUGUUCAGCUGUUCCUGUUAUCUUCUCUCCAGUGUGCGUGCUACCUGGUCAACAGGCAGACAGGACUGCAGAGAGAGAGGAGCAGAUCUGGUGAUUAUAAACAGCCUUGAAGAACAGAAGUUCUUCUCUACCUUCACCAAGGAAGAAACUAUGAGUUGGAUUGGUUUGACUGACAGAGACACAGAGGGAAUCUGGAAAUGGAUUGAUGGAACACCACUGACUUUAAGGUUUGGCUUCAGAUUGGUUGUUUAUUGA
Scomber japonicus (chub mackerel) is the source of this 405-nucleotide messenger RNA. Its product is annotated as C-type lectin domain family 4 member E-like. The record is from RefSeq and is a predicted model, not a curated record. The transcript has 4 exons. The coding region runs from base 1 to 405 and encodes 134 amino acids. Lineage: Eukaryota; Metazoa; Chordata; Actinopteri; Scombriformes; Scombridae.